Messenger RNA from Drosophila subpulchrella, 1425 nucleotides. RefSeq names its product glycine-rich cell wall structural protein. The record is from RefSeq and is a predicted model, not a curated record. The coding region runs from base 16 to 1350 and encodes 444 amino acids. NCBI's taxonomy places the organism in Eukaryota, Metazoa, Arthropoda, Insecta, Diptera, Drosophilidae. The transcript has 3 exons.
AAACUUAAAGUAGUCAUGAAUGAGAGAUUUCACUCUGAGAUUAUUUUUUACUCAUUGCAAACGGAGAACGCGUCAGGGUGGAUCACCGAGAGACUUGCGAAUCUUUCUCCCCACGCGGAACUGAAUAAAAGCCGAGCUCGGUGGUGCAGUGUCCAAGUGUGUGGACCACUCUCGAGGAGGCAACAACUCAACAUGAAACUAUUCGUCGCUCUUUCCGUUCUGGUGGCGGUGGCAUCGGCCCUGCCCCAAUAUCGUGGUGGCAACGCCAACGCGAAUGCAAAUGCCAAUGCUCAAGCCCAAGGCGGCGGCUUUGGAGGCGGCGGCCGUCAAGGAUUCGGAGGCGGACCAGGAUUCGGUGGCGGACCAGGAUUCGGUGGCGGACCAGGAUUCGGUGGCGGUCCUGGAUUUGGAGGAGGCCGACCUGGAUUUGGAGGAGGCGGCUUUCAACGUGGCCCAGGAGGUGGUGGCAACUUUGGACAUGGAGGUGGCCCAGGAUUUGGUGGAGGCCCAGGAUUUGGAGGUGGCCAAGGAUUUGGUGGUGGCCAAGGAUUUGGAGGUGGCCCAGGAUUUGGAGGUGGCCCAGGAUCUGGAGGCGGCGGCACCUCUUCUGCCACAGCUUCUUCCUCAGCAUCGGCCGGUGGUGCCGGAGGAGGUGGCGGUGGCUCGGCAACUGCUUCUUCCUCGGCUUCUGCGUCGUCGGGUGGCGGUGGCGGUAGAUUCCGCGUCGCUCCGAUCAAGCAGAUCACCAUGAAGGUCUUCGUUGUUCUCGCCGUUAUCCUGGCCGUAUCCGCCGCCGCCCCCCAGUUUGGAGGUAGCAGUUCCAACGCUAAUGCCAACGCCAAUGCCGAAUCUGAAGGAUUCAACGGUGGCUUCGGCGGCGAACCUGGCUUUGGAGGUCAAGGUGGACCUGGCGGCCCUCCUGGAGGAUUCGGAGGAAGUGGAGGAUUCGGAGGAGCUGGAGGACGUCCUGGAGGACACGGAGGUCAAGGUGGAUUCGGACCUGGCGGUCCUGGUGGACUCGGAGGUCAAGGUGGAUUCGGAGGAUCUGGCGGACCUGGUGGAUUCGGAGGAAAUGGAGGACAAGGAGGAUUCGGAGGAAAUGGAGGACAGGGAGCAUUCGGAAAUGGAGGACAGGGAGCAUUCGGAAAUGGAGGACAGGGAGGAUUCGGAAAUAGAGGACCUGCAGGAUUCGGUGGCAAUUCAGAAUCUAACGCUAACGCAAACGCUGUCGCAAACUCCAACGGUUUCGGAGGCGGAAGUGCCAACGCUAAUGCCAAUGCUGUCGCAAACUCCAGGGGUGGCAAUGCUGAGGCCAAUGCUAAUGCUAGUGCUGUUUCUAACGGCAAAUAAGCGAUUAUUAUGAUCCGAAUUUCACGUUUGAUUAGUUUUUUAAUAUUUAUAAAAUAAAAAAAGAAACUAAAAAAA